Messenger RNA from Pogona vitticeps (central bearded dragon), 2446 nucleotides. RefSeq names its product gap junction gamma-1 protein. Gene Ontology annotation, molecular function: gap junction channel activity. Gene Ontology annotation, cellular component: connexin complex. Lineage: Eukaryota; Metazoa; Chordata; Lepidosauria; Squamata; Agamidae. The record is from RefSeq and is a predicted model, not a curated record. Gene Ontology annotation, biological process: cell-cell signaling.
UCGUCCGGUCAUCCCGGGGUGCGGUGGGGCGGCGGUGAUAAACCGAUGAUUAAAUAAGUUUUGCUGACUUUCCCCUUUUAAUUGUCAUGACUUCCUCCCGCGUCACACCGGCAUAUUCAUUGAUUCCGCUCUGCCGGGACAGUGGGUGUGAUUCACACCCAAGGCUAUCCCUUUCCUUGGACGCUGUGUCACAGUGAUCCGGAGAUAUUAAAAGUCUAGUGGACGAAAGGGGUGAGCAGAACUGAGGCCCGUGAGACCUGCUUUUCCAGAACUCUGGCCUGGAGCCUCCUGCAAAAUACAUAAAAAUCAAAAGAAUUCUGAGCCUACAAACUUACUCUGAAUGCAAGGAGUGAUUGCAGUUGGGAGCCAAAGACCCACAGAUUUUUCUGAGUAAAUCCAGAUCUACAUUCUGCCAACCUUGCUUUAUAAUACAGGACGCAGUUGAGCCAAGAUGAGCUGGAGUUUCCUGACACGUCUCCUUGAGGAGAUCAACCAGCACUCAACCUUUGUGGGAAAGGUGUGGCUGACUGUGCUGAUUGUCUUCCGCAUUGUUUUAACUGCUGUGGGUGGCGAGUCCAUCUACUAUGAUGAACAGAGCAAGUUUGUUUGCAACACCGGACAGCCUGGCUGUGAGAACGUUUGCUAUGAUGCUUAUGCCCCCCUCUCGCAUGUGCGGUUCUGGAUCUUCCAGAUCAUCAUGAUAGCCACACCGUCUGUCUUGUACUUGGGCUUUGCGCUACACCGACUCUCGCGCCAGCCUCCCCGGAAAAAACGAGCACCAGUGGUGACACGUGGGGCUGUUCGUGACUAUGAAGAGGCUGAGGACAAUGGUGAGGAGGACCCCAUGAUCUUUGAGGAGGUCGAGCCAGAGACAGAGGUGAAGGAGCCCCAGAAUCAGAAACAUGAUGGCCGCCGGCGCAUCAAGCAGGAUGGGCUGAUGGCUGCAUAUGUGUUGCAGCUCCUAUGCCGUUUGGCAUUUGAGGUGGCGUUUUUGGUGGGGCAGUACAUCCUGUACCGCUUUGAAGUGAACCCUUCAUAUAUAUGCUCUCGCAGUCCUUGCCCCCAUACUGUGGAUUGCUUUGUCUCCCGCCCCACUGAGAAAACCAUCUUCCUUUAUAUCAUGUAUGCAGUGAGUGUGCUUUGUCUGCUGCUCAAUAUCUGUGAACUACUCCACUUGGGCUUUGGUGGGAUCCUUGACGCUCUCCGUGGCUUUGAUAAGGAUAGCGGUGUCCCUCCCAAGCCCCAGUAUGCACAGAAAGAUCCCACGGCGCCCCCUACUUAUCAUUCCAUCAAGAAGCAGCCUUCUAAGGGCCAGCUGGCCAAGGACAAGCUGACAUACAGGGGAGAAGGCUUGGCCAGCAUGGCUGCUGAGCGCUAUGCUGUUGGGCCUGGCCUCCCAAGCCAUGAAUUGGAGCGACUGCGCAAGCACCUCAGGCUGGCACAGGAGCACCUAGAAAUGGCUUUCCAUCUGCACCCAGAGGACACUGCCAGCCCCUCCCGUAGCAGCAGCCCUGAGUCUAAUGGGCUGGCCGCAGAACAGAACCGGCUCAACUUGGCUCAUGAGAAGGAAGGUGCUGCCUGUGAGCGAACAACUGGCCUCUGAAGCCUCACUGUGUCUCACUGGGCAGUAGCAAAGAUGACAACAGGAAACUGUCUUGUGGAGAAUUGGCAGCAUAUGAAUGUGUGCUCCUCGUCUGAACUUUGGAAAUGCCCUGACAGACUGUGUGGGGGAAUGUGGAUGGACUCUGAUCUUGUGGAUUGAGGGCAAGAGUAGGGAAUGGGGGCUAACCUCCAUACUCCUGCCUUCAGAGGGUGGGAAGCUGUAGUGGGGUACCUUCAGAGGUCUAGCUCUGUGUACGUAAAUGAGUGUAUGUCUUUGUUUUUUAAGGGUCUAAAAGGGAAACUUAUUUUUUUACUUUUAUAUGUGUUGUAGAGGUACUAUUUUGUAUGUCUAGGAUUUUUUUUAAAAAAAUCUGUUUUUCUCUAGAAGGACUUUAGGUAGCUUUGAGACAGCCUCCCCAUCUCUAUUUCCUGUUGAAGUUUACUAUAUGGAGUGGGGAGUGAGCAGGUGAGAGAAGAAGGAGGGGUCCACAACUCAGAUUUCUCUCCAAAGAGAUAGAUGGGCACUGUGGCCUCCUCUUUUGCUCGCCCCCCCCCCCAGCGGCAGUUUAUAGAAGAGAUUGGUGGUCGGGCCAAAGAAGUCUUUUACAUUCCAAGAUGCUGUUUCGUAGACAGUGUCUGCCUUCCUGCCCUCUGUGGGGUGCAGUAUUGGGUUCUCAUAUGAAUUGCAGUGGGACCCUCCACAGUUGGAUCAUCUCAGAGAUCAACAUGAAAUGCAUUUGUAUUUUUUUCCUUUUUAUAUGGUUUACUGGAAUAGUUACAAAGUUGUAUCUCUUUUAUAUGAAUAUAUAUAUUUGGUAAAAAUCCAAGGAUUGUUUUAUAGGAA